UUAUACGAGUGUCCGUUCGUUUACGGAAAUUAUUACUAAAAUGAGUUUUAACAAUAAAGUGGUGUUGGUAACAGGCGCCAGCUCAGGUAUAGGAGCUGCGAUUGCCCAGAAAUUUGCUGAAGAAGGAGCUGAUGUAGCAAUAGUAGGAAGAAAAGUGGAUAAAUUGAGGAAUGUCUCCGAAAACAUUGCAAAGGUCGGUAACAAGCCGCUAGUAAUAGUCGCUGAUGUGACGAAAGAAAGUGAUGGUCAAAGAAUCAUCGACGACACUCUAAAACAAUAUGGAAAGCUCGAUGUGCUGAUCAAUAACGCAGGCGUUGGUGGAGCAUCUAACAUCUUAGAGGAAGAUGCAAUGACAGCAUUUGACCGUAUUAUGGCGACCAACCUUCGCUCAGCCGUAUAUCUGACCCAUCUAGCUGGCAAGCACCUGUUUGAAACGAAGGGAAAUAUUAUAAAUAUCUCCAGUGUGGCUGGACAGCAAGCUAUGGCACAAGCAUUCGCUUACUGCACGUCUAAAGCUGCACUCAAUCAUUUCACAAGAUCAGUGGCACUUGAAUUUGCUUCGAAAGGAGUUCGCGUGAACGCCAUAUGCCCUGGUCCUGUGAAGAGCGAUAUCUUUGAAAAUGUGGGCUUCAGCGCGGAAAUUAUACCAGCUUUGUGGGACAUGAUGCUUCAAAUGACACACCUUAAAAGGAUAAGCGAUCCGCUGGAAAUUGCUGAACUGGCAUGCUACUUGGCAAGCGAUAAGGCUGUUGGCAUUACGGGGUCAAUAUUUGUCAGCGAUAAUGGGGUUCUGCUGGGUUCUAAUGCUAAAUCUUAAUUUGUAGCUUAUUGCCUAUUUUAGAGAGACGUUGUUAAUCGUGGUUGUUGUAACAUUAAAUGCUGGCUAAGGACUGUUUUGAUUCCUAUCAUUUUGCGUGCAUUACCCACGUAUUUAAACAAACAGGCAAUGUCUGUCGCGGCUUGUAGAUUAGGGUUAUCAAGCUUUUUAUCAGUGGGUCAUAAAAAUGGCCAACUAAUGCAAAUUGUGUAUAAUCUGUGUGCAGGACGCGAGGUUAUCCUCUUGAUAUUUUGUAAUCAUACUACGUAAGUACAAAAUAAUUGCUAAUAGGGACUCAAGUAUGUACUUGUAGAUUACCUACACUUGGCCUUCAUGUGUUACAUUACAAAUGAUGUUACAUGAACAUGUUACAAAGUGAUCAAUUACGUACAGAAACAUCAAAUAUAGAAAAAGUAUUGGCAUACGAACAUUGCAAUUCAACGUUAAAACCAAAUAUAGCGUCUUUUGAGUUAUUUACAAUCUUUCACGCUGCUCAUUCAAAAUUAAAAACAAAAUAUGGCGAGAAAUGCCUGCAAUCCCUGAAACACGAAGUAAAGCAAUAAUUUAGAAAGGCUGAAGUCGUAUAGCAAACUAAUAGCGCGUUCAUUUCGCCUCGGGCAAGCAAGAACCAAUAAAUAAAGCACAAACCUGGUCAAGCCCGAACCUUAAUAAAAAGGGAAAAGCAAUGUUUUUCACGAAAAUAUUAAUAAAUAUUUUGAAAACGGAAUAAUUUUCUGGUAGCCGUUGGAAAAUAGCUAAGAAUCAGGCGUAGAAAAUGAUGAUGAUGACCAAUAUGACUAUGCCUUGACUUUCACAUUCAAACGUGAUCCUAAAGUGAUCUUUUAUUGUAACAUCCUGUCGCCUAAACCAUGUAAUAGUUUUGACCAGUGUCAACGUGUCAAGAAAUUGGUCGUCAACCACUUUAGUCCGAAAUUGGCCGCAGUUCAUUGUAUUCUUAUUAUCUACUGAAUUAUUUAAUUACCUAUUAAUAUAAAAGAUGAUAUUACGGGUAAUUGACUUAUUAUUGCUGAAUAAACUAUUUAUUGAAAAUACAUUAUAUUACAUACCUACGAGUACAUAAAAGCAAAAGUAGGUACAAGCAAAUGUAAUGUCAGCAUUACGUAAUUUCAUUUGAAAACUAAUUCAAUAUUCAACAUGUAUGCGUUACGUCAUACCGCAUUUGAAAUUCAUUCAUGAAAAUGUUGUUUUGCUAUUGUGUAAUAGUUUUUAAUACGUCACAAAAUAUUUCAGUUGCGUCUCAACAUUAA
Molecule: messenger RNA, 2085 nt
Organism: Ostrinia furnacalis (Asian corn borer)
Lineage: Eukaryota; Metazoa; Arthropoda; Insecta; Lepidoptera; Crambidae
Exons: 1
Coding region: 41-817 (258 amino acids)
Molecular function (GO): oxidoreductase activity
Source: RefSeq, a predicted model, not a curated record